Messenger RNA from Macrosiphum euphorbiae (potato aphid), 339 nucleotides. The record is from the annotation of a GenBank genome assembly. NCBI's taxonomy places the organism in Eukaryota, Metazoa, Arthropoda, Insecta, Hemiptera, Aphididae.
AUGUUACAAGAAGAUAGAACAUUACCAUUUAAUUCUUUAAUGCAAAAAGCAGAAGAAGUAAAGCAUAUUUUACCAUGUGCUAAUCAAAUUUGUCGUUUAGCAUUGACUUCUCUUGUAACAGUCGCAUCAAACGAAAGAUCUUUUAGUAAACUAAAAUUGAUUAAAACACAUCUUAGGUCAACAAUUUCUGAUGAGAGAUUAAACUCUUUAAUUGUAUUGGGAGUAGAAAAAGAUAUUGUUGACCUAUUGGAUAUAAAUAAAAUAGCACAUCAAUGGUCAAUUUUAAAAACCGACGUAUAUAAAUUUAGUGUUAAGUUUAUUAUAAUAUUUAUUUGUUGA